This is a messenger RNA of Aspergillus brunneoviolaceus CBS 621.78, 601 nucleotides long. RefSeq lists its product as uncharacterized. The record is from RefSeq and is a predicted model, not a curated record. The transcript has a single exon. Lineage: Eukaryota; Fungi; Ascomycota; Eurotiomycetes; Eurotiales; Aspergillaceae. The coding region runs from base 93 to 566 and encodes 157 amino acids.
UAAACAGUCUGUGCGAUCAAAGGGCACAGUCACCUUUUCAAGGCUCCAUUGGCUGCUGGCUAGGCCCCAUUGCUGAGUGAAAAUAAUCCACAAUGGGCUGGUUCGAUGGAAAAUCCCCGACCUCCUCGUCAUCUCACAGACAUCACUCUCGUCGACGCUCCUCCCCUUCCCGGCGUUCUACGUACUCGUCCUACAAUGCCCGCCAUUCCGCACCAUCAGUUUUCAGCCUGGGCAGUGGUGUCAAUCGUGCAGGACGAUCCAGCCCAUCCGUGUUCUCCUCAUCGUCACGACGCGCACGGCCCAGGGAAGGUUUUGUCGCACGGAUAGUUCACAUCAUCCAGCGCAUCUUUCGCGAUGCGUGGAAAUAUGCACGCGACCACCCUAUAAAGGUCCUGACGCUGCUCGUGAUCCCACUUCUGACAACUGGUGUCCUGCAAAGGCUAUUGGGCAUGAUCGGUAUCCGUUUGCCAAAGAACCUCCACGGAGCAUCGGCGCUGCGACCUGGCGGGGCCGGUCUAUCGGACAAUAUCAGUGGACUGUUCAGCAUUGCCAAAAUGUUCAUAUAGCUCCUAGAACUCGAGCCUCUGCCUUUCCGAUACGA